This is a messenger RNA of Lactuca sativa (garden lettuce), 1870 nucleotides long. RefSeq names its product acyl activating enzyme 1 (gene AAE1). Lineage: Eukaryota; Viridiplantae; Streptophyta; Magnoliopsida; Asterales; Asteraceae. The record is from RefSeq and is a predicted model, not a curated record.
ACUGCAGCAGCCCUCUUCUUAAAAUUUUAAAAAGAUCCUUAAUAGCUUUCACUCUUGAAGAACAGAUUUAUUCAUGGAGGGAACGAUUCGUUGCGGUGCGAAUUACGUUCCUCUUUCCCCAAUCAGCUUCUUGGAGCGAUCUGCUGUUGUUUACCGAGAUAGAUUAUCAGUUGUUUAUGGCGAUCAUGUGAAGUUCACUUGGCGAGAAACUCAUGAACGAUGUGUGAAGCUUGCGUCUUCUCUCGCUACUCGUUUUCGAAUUUCUCGUGGAGAUGUUGUAGCUGUUUUGGCCCCAAACAUCCCUGAAAUGUACGAACUCCAUUUCGCAGUUCCAAUGGCUGGUGCUAUUCUUUGUACCCUCAACAUUCGUCACGAUUCACCAAUGGUCUCAACUCUGCUUAAACAUUCAAACGCCAAAUUACUCUUCAUUGAUUACCAAUUUCUCCAAAUCGCAAAGGGCGCAAUCGAAAUUUUAUUAAAAUCAACAACUUCAGUCCCUCAACUAAUCUUGAUCCCGGAUUCCGGCGAACUUUCCGGCCACCCGAUUCCGGAAUUAGUCACCUACAACAAUCUGUUACAAAUGGGAAGUUUAGAUUUUGAAAUUAAAAGACCGAAAGACGAGUGGGAUCCAAUCGCGCUUAAUUACACCUCAGGAACAACAUCAAGCCCGAAAGGCGUUGUGUAUAGUCAUAGAGGCGCGUAUUUAAACGCGUUAUCAGCGGUUCUACUCAACGAAAUGCCAUCAAUGUGUGUAUACUUAUGGACAGUUCCCAUGUUUCAUUGCAACGGGUGGUGUUUGACAUGGAGCACGGCGGCACAAGGCGGCACAAACGUCUGCCUCCGGUCAGUCACCGCCAAGGCUAUCUUCGAAUCAAUAUCGAAACAUAAAGUUACACACAUGGCCGGAGCUCCGACGGUUUUAAACAUGAUAAUCCACGCGCCGGCGGCUGACCGGAUCCCGCUGCCCGGAAAGGUGGCGGUGAUGACCGGCGGUGCUCCGCCGCCUUCUCAGGUGUUGUUUAGUAUGGAAAAUCUCGGGUUCGAUGUGUUUCAUUCGUAUGGGUUGACCGAGACGUAUGGGCCCGCAACCGUGUGCACGUGGAAACCCGAGUGGGAUAAUUUAAAUAAGGAAACACAAGCGAAAAUUAAAUCCCGACAAGGAGUGAAUCAUUUGGGAUUGGAAGAAGUUGAUGUUAAAGAUCCGGUGACUAUGAAAAGCAUCCCAUGGGAUGCGAAAACAAUUGGUGAGGUUAUGGUUAGGGGAAAUACUGUAAUGAAUGGGUAUUUAAAGGAUACCAAGGCAACACAAGAAGCGUUUAAAGGUGGGUGGUUUAGAAGUGGGGAUUUAGGGGUUAGACAUUCGGAUGGAUACAUUGAAUUGAAAGAUCGAUCGAAAGAUAUUAUAAUCUCGGGUGGGGAGAAUAUUAGUACGAUUGAGGUGGAGUCGGUGAUUUUCCGGCAUCCGGCGGUGCUUGAGGCGGCGGUUGUAGGGCGGCCGGAUGAUCAUUGGGGGGAGACGCCGUGCGCUUUUGUGAAGCUUAAAGAAGGGUUUGAGUUAGCUGGUGAUGAUUUGAUUGUGUAUUGUAGGAAAAAUUUACCGCAUUAUAUGGCGCCGAGAACGGUGGUGUUUGAGGAGUUGCCGAAGACGUCGACUGGGAAGGUGCAGAAGUUUGUUCUCCGGCGGAAGGCGGUGGAGAUGGGGAGUUUGGUGAAAGGGAAAAGCAAAUUAUGAUUUUUGUUGCGUUGAAUUUUGUGGUGGUGAUAUUAAUUGAAUAAAAUGGGGUUCGUUGCUGUCGAAGGUUGUAACUUGUGUUGUAUCUUUUGUACUAUAAAGAGUUGGUAUAUAGUCCAGAAUAUAUAAUUGUUUAAA